CCCAUUGGGGCUCUGUCUCUCUUUCAAAUAAAUAAAUAAAAUCUUUAAAAAAAUUUUAAAGAGUGACCUGAGUUGCCCAACCUGUUACAGACCACAGUAAUCGACUACGUGAAGCCCUCAGAUCUCAAGAAGGACAUGAAUGAGACCUUCAAGGAGAAGUUUCCUCACAUUAAGUUAACACUCAGCAAAAUAAGGAGUCUGAAGCGAGAGAUGCGGAAGCUUGCCCAGGAGGACUGUGGCUUCGAGGAGCCCACAGUGGCCAUGGCCUUUGUCUAUUUUGAGAAGCUCGCCCUCAAGGGAAAGCUAAACAAACAGAACCGGAAGCUUUGUGCUGGAGCAUGUGUACUGUUAGCAGCCAAAAUCGGAAGUGACCUCCGAAAGCACGAAGUCAAGCAUUUAAUUGACAAACUGGAAGAGAAGUUCCGGCUAAAUAGACGAGAACUGAUUGCCUUUGAAUUCCCAGUGUUAGUGGCCUUGGAGUUUGCUCUUCAUCUGCCGGAGCAUGAAGUCAUGCCCCAUUACAGACGCCUAAUCCAGAGCUCCUAGCACAGGCCCAAAGGAGGGCUACGGACCACUUCCUCGGAGCUUGUGGAAUAGCACUUACUACUGGAAAUGCAAAAACAGAACUUGACAUACCAACCUUUUUUCCUCUCAACGUGUUUUUGAGUAGAAGCAGUACCGGAAACUUUUCAGGGAGUCCUGGUCUGGUGAGCCGGCAUGAGCCGUGAGCGGUUUAUUAUGCAGCAGGGGAAGGGGAGACCUGUGUGGAAGGUGGCAGAAGGCCUUUUGGCUUUCCCCAGGCAAGACUUCCCAGCUGUCCCCACGCUGGUGUUCUUCCUGGGUACAUACGAACCUCGCGAGCGUGGUCCGGGGCCUCCCCUCCAGACCUGAUCCAGCUUAGGAGUGCAAAGUUCUAGAGCAGAGUGGGGAAGAGAAUUUGCAGCAGCUGGGGAGGAGCUUUUAAAAGAUACCCUUACUGUGUCAAGAGAGUGCGCCAAUCUAUUUUUGUGUCCGCUCUUGGAAGUGCACUCCCAUGCACCCCCCCCCCCAACCCGGGGCGUGUGAGGGGGAGAAUGUGUGUGUCUGAGAGAUUCCGUGUCAGCCGUCCUCGGCCCCCAAAGCCAGUCCCAGCCACCAGAGAACAGACCUCUGCCUGGGGGUCCUGAGCCAUCCUGACCUUCGGCAGUUAGUUCUAGAUAAUCUCUGGGUCCCAUCAUCCUCACUCUCUCCGUAACAGAUGGUCUGACAUCCUCUGCCCAUAGAAAAUGCCGUAGUUUCGGUUACUGCUCCUACCACCAACGGGACAAAGGACGAGUUCUCGGUGUGGGACAGGUCACGUGGAAAGGCGUGGCCGGCGUGCUCCGUGUCUUCCCGCCGCCUGGCUGCGUGCUGACCUUUGACCUUCACACUUUGCCCGCUCUGGAGCCGGCUGGGGCUGUGCUCCGUGGUGUGUAUUCCUGUACUCUACGUUAGAGUGCGUAAUAAGCACAUUGAUUGUGCUCGCUCUGUAUAAAUAUUUUCUAAAAAUCCGGAGUAGCUGUAAGCUGCAUGAUUGCUGGUUGGAGGCUUCUGCCAGCUGGGACACGCCGCGUCUGGAGCGGGGUUCGGUCAGCUGCAGAGGCAGGGGCUGCUCACCGGCCCGCACAGCGGUCUGUGCAGAAGGUCAGCUGGCCGGCACGACCGUGCUGAGGGCCGUCGCCACAGCCAGCCCCUCGCAGCUGCAAGAGGGGGGCCUGCCGGAGUGCUCCUGACAGGAGGCGGCCUGGGGCCGUGUAAAAAAGAGAAUUAAAAUACUUUGUUUCUGUAUA
Leptonychotes weddellii (Weddell seal) is the source of this 1808-nucleotide messenger RNA. The record is from RefSeq and is a predicted model, not a curated record. Lineage: Eukaryota; Metazoa; Chordata; Mammalia; Carnivora; Phocidae.